This is a messenger RNA of Poecilia latipinna (sailfin molly), 3367 nucleotides long. RefSeq names its product sodium/potassium-transporting ATPase subunit alpha-1. The transcript has 22 exons. Gene Ontology annotation, biological process: proton transmembrane transport; intracellular potassium ion homeostasis; potassium ion import across plasma membrane. The coding region runs from base 194 to 3271 and encodes 1025 amino acids. Gene Ontology annotation, cellular component: plasma membrane. The record is from RefSeq and is a predicted model, not a curated record. NCBI's taxonomy places the organism in Eukaryota, Metazoa, Chordata, Actinopteri, Cyprinodontiformes, Poeciliidae. Gene Ontology annotation, molecular function: ATP hydrolysis activity; ATP binding; P-type sodium:potassium-exchanging transporter activity.
GUUCGCGAGCUCGGAUGUGUGCUUAGGAGUGACACGUGCUGAAGAUUAAAUAAUAAAAAAAAUAAAACAAAUACAGAGCACAUCCAAGAGUUCAUUUUAUUUUGAUAGAUUUUUUUUAUUGUAUAUAUUUUUUAAGGCGGAGUUUUAUUUGACCAAUUUUACUUGAAGAGGGGAAAAAAUAAUCUUUGCAACGAUGGGAAGAGGGGAAGGACGAGAGCAGUAUGAGCUGGCUGCCACCUCGGAGCAGGCUGGCAAGAAGAAGGGAAAAGGGAAGAAGAAGGAGAAGGAUAUGGAUGAACUGAAGAAGGAAGUGGACAUGGACGAUCACAAGCUGAACCUGGACGAGCUCCAGCGCAAAUAUGGGACAGACCUCAGCAACGGUCUGACUGGAGCCAAAGCUGCUGAGAUUCUUGCCCGGGAUGGCCCCAACGCCCUCACCCCCCCUCCCACCACCCCAGAGUGGGUCAAGUUCUGCAAACAGAUGUUUGGCGGUUUCUCCAUGCUGUUGUGGACCGGAGCUGUCCUCUGCUUCCUGGCCUACGGGAUCCAGGCUGCCAUGGAGGAGGAGCCCGCAAAUGACAACCUGUACCUGGGGGUUGUGUUGUCUGCUGUCGUCAUCAUCACCGGUUGCUUCUCCUACUACCAAGAGGCCAAGAGCUCCAAGAUAAUGGAUUCCUUCAAGAACUUGGUCCCUCAGCAAGCCCUGGUGGUUCGCGACGGAGAGAAGAAAAGCAUCAAUGCCGAGGAAGUGGUUGUCGGUGAUCUGGUGGAGGUGAAGGGUGGAGACCGGAUCCCAGCUGACCUCAGGAUAAUCUCUGCUCAUGGCUGCAAGGUGGACAAUUCAUCCCUGACGGGCGAAUCAGAACCACAAACUCGUACUCCAGACUUCUCCAAUGAGAACCCGCUGGAGACCCGGAACAUCGCUUUCUUUUCCACCAACUGUGUUGAAGGAACGGCUCGCGGCAUAGUGAUCAGCACCGGAGACCGGACUGUCAUGGGCCGGAUCGCCACGCUGGCCUCUGGACUGGAGGUGGGACGCACACCCAUCUCCAUCGAGAUUGAACACUUCAUCCACAUCAUCACUGGGGUGGCUGUCUUCCUGGGUAUGUCUUUCUUCAUCCUCUCCCUCAUCCUUGGCUAUACCUGGCUGGAGGCUGUCAUCUUCCUCAUUGGUAUCAUUGUGGCCAACGUUCCAGAAGGUCUCCUGGCUACAGUCACUGUGUGUCUGACUCUGACUGCCAAGCGUAUGGCCAAGAAGAACUGCCUGGUGAAGAACCUGGAAGCUGUGGAGACUCUGGGCUCCACCUCCACCAUCUGCUCUGACAAGACCGGCACCCUGACCCAGAACAGGAUGACCGUGGCCCACAUGUGGUUUGACAACCAAAUCCAUGAAGCCGACACCACCGAGAACCAGAGUGGCACCUCGUUUGACCGGAGCUCGGCCACUUGGGCGUCUCUGGCCAGGAUCGCUGGACUCUGCAACCGAGCUGUCUUCCUGGCCGAGCAGAGCAACUUUCCCAUCCUCAAGCGAGAUGUGGCGGGCGACGCCUCGGAGUCUGCUCUGCUGAAGUGCAUUGAGCUCUGCUGUGGAUCGGUGGCGGAAAUGAGAGGGAAAAACCCCAAAAUAGCCGAGAUCCCGUUCAACUCCACCAACAAGUAUCAGCUCUCCAUUCAUAAGAACUCUGGAGCUGAAGCAGAGUCCAAGCACCUACUGGUGAUGAAGGGAGCCCCAGAGAGGAUUCUGGACCGCUGCGCCACCAUCAUGAUCCAGGGCAAAGAGCAGCCUCUGGACGACGAGAUGAAGGACGCUUUCCAGAACGCCUACCUGGAGCUGGGAGGUUUAGGAGAAAGGGUUCUCGGAUUUUGUCAUUUCAACCUGCCUGAUGAGCAGUUCCCGGAUGACUUUGCUUUUGACACGGACGAGGUGAACUUCCCCAUCGAGAACCUGUGCUUUGUCGGCCUCAUGUCCAUGAUCGACCCGCCCCGGGCCGCUGUGCCGGAUGCUGUGGGGAAAUGCAGGAGCGCAGGAAUCAAGGUAAUCAUGGUAACGGGUGAUCAUCCAAUCACAGCCAAGGCCAUCGCUAAAGGCGUUGGCAUCAUCUCUGAAGGCAACGAGACUGUUGAGGACAUCGCUGCACGUUUGAAUAUUCCAAUCAAUGAAGUUAAUCCUAGGGAUGCCAAGGCUUGUGUUGUGCAUGGAGGUGACCUGAAGGAUCUGACCCCUGAGCAGCUGGACGACAUCCUGAAGUACCACACGGAGAUUGUUUUUGCCAGGACCUCACCGCAGCAGAAGCUCAUCAUUGUUGAGGGCUGCCAGAGACAGGGAGCCAUCGUCGCAGUGACGGGUGAUGGCGUUAACGACUCUCCAGCUCUGAAGAAAGCCGACAUUGGCGUCGCCAUGGGAAUCGCUGGGUCUGACGUCUCCAAGCAGGCAGCUGACAUGAUCCUGCUGGAUGACAACUUUGCCUCCAUUGUUACCGGAGUGGAAGAAGGUCGUCUGAUCUUUGACAACCUGAAGAAAUCCAUCGCCUACACUCUGACCAGUAACAUCCCCGAGAUCACCCCCUUCCUCUUCUUCAUCAUCGCCAACAUCCCUCUGCCUCUGGGCACUGUCACCAUCCUCUGUAUCGACUUGGGAACAGACAUGGUUCCCGCCAUCUCCCUGGCUUAUGAAGCAGCCGAGAGUGACAUCAUGAAGAGACAGCCCCGAAACCCCAAAACAGACAAACUGGUUAACGAGAGGCUCAUCAGCAUUGCCUACGGUCAAAUCGGGAUGAUCCAGGCGCUGGCCGGGUUCUUUACCUACUUCGUGAUCCUGGCUGAGAACGGCUUCCUGCCCUCCACCCUGGUAGGGAUCCGGGUCAACUGGGACAACAAGUACAUCAACGAUCUGGAGGACAGCUAUGGACAGCAGUGGACCUACGAGCAGAGGAAGAUUGUGGAGUUCACCUGCCACACGGCUUUCUUUGUCAGCAUCGUCAUCGUCCAAUGGGCCGACCUGAUCAUCUGCAAGACCAGGAGGAACUCUGUGUUCCAGCAGGGCAUGAAGAACAAGAUUCUGAUCUUCGGCCUGUUUGAGGAGACGGCCCUUGCUGCCUUCCUCUCCUACUGCCCAGGCAUGGACGUCGCCCUCAGAAUGUACCCUCUCAAACCCAACUGGUGGUUCUGCGCCUUCCCAUACUCCCUGCUCAUCUUCAUCUAUGAUGAAAUCCGUAAACUGAUCCUCAGGCGAAGCCCGGGAGGCUGGGUGGAACGAGAGACCUACUAUUAAAGACCCACAAAUCCAGUCCGUUCGCAUCUUGUCCUCCACUCCUCCUGUCUUUGCAUGAAUAUUGUCUUGCUGCUCGGAAUAAAAUUUUUAACCUCU